Strongyloides ratti is the source of this 855-nucleotide messenger RNA. Its product is annotated as Enoyl-CoA hydratase, mitochondrial. The transcript has a single exon. The coding region runs from base 1 to 855 and encodes 284 amino acids. Gene Ontology annotation, cellular component: mitochondrion. Gene Ontology annotation, molecular function: enoyl-CoA hydratase activity. Gene Ontology annotation, biological process: fatty acid beta-oxidation. The record is from RefSeq and is a predicted model, not a curated record. NCBI's taxonomy places the organism in Eukaryota, Metazoa, Nematoda, Chromadorea, Rhabditida, Strongyloididae.
AUGUUUCGUAUUGCCUCAUUUGUUGGAAGUUCAAUAAUUCGUAAUAAUGGUAUUCGUUAUUUGAAUACAAUUGGUAAACCAGAAAUGAUAAAAAUUGACUUGGUUGGCACGAAUAAUAAUGUUGCACUUAUUACUCUUAAUAGACCAAAGGCAUUGAAUGCUUUGUGCGCUCAAUUGAUGACUGAAUUAACUCAAAAUAUGUUGGCAUUAGACAAGGACGAUUCUGUCAAUGUCUUUAUUAUUACAGGAUCGGAGAAAGCAUUUGCUGCUGGUGCAGAUAUAAAAGAAAUGAUAGAACAACCAUUUGCAAAAGUAUAUGGUGGCAGCUUUCUCGGAUUUUGGUCUGAUGUUACGAAAUUAAAAAAACCAGUUAUCGCCGCUGUUAAUGGGUAUGCACUUGGUGGUGGAUGUGAAUUAGCAAUGAUGUGUGAUAUUAUUUAUGCUGGGGAAAAGGCUAAAUUUGGACAACCUGAAAUUAACAUUGGCACCAUUCCUGGAGCUGGUGGGACACAAAGAUUAACACGUGCAGUUGGGAAAUCUCUUUCAAUGGAAAUGAAUUUAACUGGUAAUAUGAUAACAGCAAAAGAGGCAAAGGAGGCAGGUCUUGUUUCUAAAAUUUUUCCAACAGACAUAGUAGUUGAUGAAGCUAUCAAAUUAGCUGAUAAAAUAGCAGAACAAUCUCCUUUAAUUGUUUCCAUGGCAAAGGAAGCAGUUAAUAAAGCAUUUGAAUCAACACUUGCUGAAGGUUUAAAUUUUGAAAGAAGAGUUUUUCAUACAACCUUUGCUACUAAAGAUCGAAAAGAAGGAAUGAAAGCAUUUGCUGAGAAACGUAAACCUCAAUGGAAUAAUGAAUAG